Maylandia zebra (zebra mbuna) is the source of this 2528-nucleotide messenger RNA. NCBI's taxonomy places the organism in Eukaryota, Metazoa, Chordata, Actinopteri, Cichliformes, Cichlidae. The record is from RefSeq and is a predicted model, not a curated record.
GUUUGGCCCUGUUGCGACCGCGGACAGACAGAAGCAAGUGGACCGGUUUGAAGCUAAGCUAAUUCAGUCAAAUUACAUUAAGUUAAUUUAGCUUUUUUCACUGAUUUCAUUUACAGCAAACGCGCUUAUCUGUUUUCGAAAAAUCAAAGCUAUCUGUAAAUAGUUGAACCGAUAGGCUAACGAGAAGAAUUGGGCGUUUAUCUUAAUAAACCGCUUCUGUCCUGCUAGCUUAAUUGGCAGCGGGUAGGCGCCACUUCUGUUUGACAACAGCGCUAUUCCGUCACGUUCCCGGUGUUGUUUGUAGCGGCUCGGCGAACUAGCUUCCGUUAGUCACGAAGGAAAUCGCUCAGAGAUUUUUUAACAAUAAAAAUAAAGUUAGAAUGGCAGAAUUCCUCGAAGAUCCGUCAGUUCUCACGAAAGACAAGCUGAAAAACGAGCUUACGGCAAACAAUGUGCCCCUUCCGAGCGGAGAGCAUAAAAAAGAAGCGUAUGUGCAGCUGUAUCUGAAGAACCUGACCGUACUGAACAACAAGAAGACCCCACCUGCAGACACCUUCUCCAGCGAUGAAGAGUUACCUGCCCCGGUGGUGUCAAACAAAAGUCGCUCCGGAAGGAAAGCUACCAGAAAGACAGACAAGCCUCGCGCGGAGGAAGUGGAGGUGACAGAUCUGACUGAUGAAGACUUAAAACAGCAGCUGGCAAAGCAUGGUGUGGACGUAGGACCCAUUGUUGCCUCUACCCGUAAGGUGUAUGAGAAGAGGCUGCAGAAGCUUUUGGACCAGCCUCCAGCUGAACCCAAAGCUCCUACUGUCACAACUCUCCCCAAGGCAGACAGUAAUCAGAACGGCAACACAAACUCCGACCAGUACAGCGACAAAGAAGACGAGGAGGUCCCUGCCCCUGAACCAGAGCCAGUUCCUGUGGUAGAGAAGUCUGUGAGGAGCAGAGGAAAAGCUCCUGUCACUGUCAGAACCAGCAGCAAACGGCAGACAAAGGUGGUGGAGGAAAUUCCUGAAGAAACCCCUAAAAAGGCCACUGAGAGUGUGGUUGAAGAUAUCCUUGCCAAUGAAAUAAGCACACCAACCGGCAUCAGUGCGACCUGCAGGCGUCCAAUCAGAGGGGCAGCUGGUCGGCCUUUAAAACCAAGUGAGUACUGGCUGGAUGAGUCCCGCGUGAAGACCGAUGUCCACACCGAAUACAACUUGUAUUCUGAGUCUCUGUCCCGGCCGAGCUUCACAGUCUCCCCAAACGCAGCACCAGUUCGACGAAGCUUCCUGCCCCUGCUGCUCAAGCUCCUGCUCCUUGUGGUGGUGUGCGCUUCUCUGUUCUUUGUCUACCAGAACCUGGACGCCGAUCAGAUCAAUACCCUCAAAGGCCUCUCUGACAGCGUCGUCGUCCCGGUCCAAAGCGCCGUGGACAAAGUCGCCACCUACCUGGGCAUCAGCGGCAGCGGUGUCACAGAGGGCAUCCCAAGUAAAGACCAUCAGCAGCCCCUCGCCAUAUCCACAGCACCUCCCUGCCGCCCACCACAGCACACCACAACUCAAGCAGUAAACCUUGCUCACCUCUUUUCCUCCAUGUGUGGACAGAUUUAAUUGGAACGAUUAAAAAUUGUCCUCUCUGGACUCUGACUUUCCUCCUGCCACAAGAGGGAGGUAUAUUCAAACAGUAGCUUCUGGAUAACACUGUUUGUGGCAGUCAGAAGAGACUAAUUUUAAUGUUGAUUUUAAUCUGUGAAUUGUUUGUGUCUUUGUGUGUAUUAUAACCCUCAUAUGUAGAAAUGAGUGCAGAACGGAGAGGCCAUUUUUAUCCGUGCAUGGUUGUAGUUUUUAAAGGUCAUACUGUAGUUUGUUUUUUUUCCGACGCCGUGUGCCAGGUGUUUUCUGACGGUGAAGUGCCUGGACACUAUUAGCACUUAGUGCCCUCCCGUACAUCUACAUAUAUAUAAUUUUCUUUUUUCUUUUUAUCCCCAAGCACAGAGCAGCGCUUAUACUAACACCAGAAUGUCUACACCCGUGUUUCUUUAUCAAAUAGGGACGCACUCAUGUAUCGAAUGGUGUUGGUUGUUACUGGCCUUGUUAACUGAUCAGCUUAUUGGCAAAUAUGAUGACAUUUCAUUGGCAUUGGGGGAGGGGGUUAUUUGUUGUGUGUCAUCUGUUUUGUGCUAAAUGUUCACAGAUGGUUUGAUAAAAUGAUAUUUAGUUAAUAUGAUGAUGAUUUAUGUGUUUCCCUGCCACAAAAGAGGAAUAUAAAAACAAGAUAAAUAAAAGCCAGCAUUAGCUUUAGGCCGUACUGUCACUGUAAGCAUCGCUGUCAGGCCAAAUUUUCACAAUCAGUGCGUCAUUGGUAUCAAUUUCAACAUUUUCUCUCCAGCUAUAGUGUUAAGUAGAAUAUUUGAUUUAUUUCUAUGGUGCUCAGGUUGAUUCAGCUCAAACGUUUUUCAUGUGGUCUGUGUUGGGAGGAGGCGUGGUGUAAUCAGGUCACAUCACUGCAUGAGGAAAAUCGGCCCACGUUCAAGCAUGAAUUAG